Molecule: messenger RNA, 1980 nt
Organism: Agelaius phoeniceus (red-winged blackbird)
Lineage: Eukaryota; Metazoa; Chordata; Aves; Passeriformes; Icteridae
Source: RefSeq, a predicted model, not a curated record
GCGCCCCGCGGGAUGCGCGGCCCCUCGGCCGGGCGGAGCGGGCACAGCGCGCCCGGCGUGCUGCCAUCCUUUGGAUUCCUGUUUGACAUCGAUGGGGUGCUGGUGCGAGGCAGGACCCCCAUUCCUGCUGCCAGAGCAGCCUUUGGCAAGCUGGUCAACCCUCAGGGACAGUUCCUGGUGCCCGUGGUCUUUGUCACCAACGCUGGGAACUGCCUGCGCCAGAAGAAGGCUGAGCAGCUGUCCCACCUGCUGGGGGUUCCAAUUUCCCAAGAUCAAGUGAUGAUGUCCCACAGUCCCCUGCGGAUGUUCAAGCGUUAUCAUAAAAAAUGUGUCCUGGUAUCUGGACAAGGACCCCUUCUUGAUAUUGCUCAAGACCUUGGCUUCUGCCAGCCCAUCACCAUAGACACUCUGAGGGAGAAACGCCCUCUGCUCGAUGCAGUUGACCAUGACAGAAGACCCAAUGUCCUGUCCCCGUCUGCUGUGGAGCUUCCCAAGAUUGAGGCUGUGGUGCUGUUUGGGGAGCCAGUGAGAUGGGAAACCAGCCUGCAGCUGAUAAUUGAUGUUCUGCUGACCAGUGGCUAUCCUGGCAACCCCUAUGGGCAGGAAAACUACCCUCACAUUCCUGUGCUGGCCUGCAACAUGGACCUGAUGUGGGUGGCUGAGGCACAGUCCCCAAGGGACAAUGUGAUGACGGAUGUGUACGGAGCCAACCUGUACAACCGCUACCUGCAGGCCCGCAGCCCCCGAGCCCGCCUGCAGGCCCAGGCUGCUGCAGGCCCAGCCCCUUCCCUGCUCGCCCAGCGCCUCCAGCCUGGCCUCAGCUGGCACACGGAGCUGGCCCCUGCAGGCACAGCCCCCGGCCUCAGCUGGCACACGGAGCUGGCCCCUGCAGGCACAGCCCCCGGCCUCAGCUGGCACACGGAGCUGGCCCCUGCAGGCACAGCCCCCGGCCUCAGCUGGCACACGGAGCUGGCCCCUGCAGCUGCUGCCCACUGCAGGUCUGUGCUGGUCUGCACCGGCGUGUACGACCCCCACAGCGAGGUGGCCCUGCCCAGCAGGGACAGCGUGGCUGAGAACGUGUUCCACGGGCACCGGGAUUUCAGCUUCGACCCCGCCUUGGUGGAGCCAGACCACAUUGUGCCCGACGUGGAUGCUGCUGUAGACCUGGUCUUCCAGCUGGAGAACUUUGCACCUCGUUGAGGUGACGGGGAUUUCUUAAGGACCACUCAGUGCUGUGCUUUUCUUGCCCGAACACACUGUGCUUUACAGGAGUGCCACAAAGUGCUGCCUUCUAAAUUUUUUAACCUCUGAAUCAAUACAAUCUUCUAUUAGGUAUGGUUAUCAGUAGUACAUGUAGGUACAUGUGUGUGUAAUUAUAUUAAAUAUCAAUAAUGCUUUUUAUAGUGCUUCUAAAUAUGUAAUUUAUGGCUGGAGUUACCCUUUACUGUCUUCCUCUUUGUUAUGUUAGGGACUUUAAUAGCAAUAUUUCAUAGUAACCUAUUCAUGUACUGGUACUUAAAUCCCUCCACAACAGCACCUCCUUUUGUUUGCUGGAAGAUUUAGUCUUGAGGAUCUUGAGGAUACCAGAUUGUGGUGCUGUGGUCACUCAGUCCAUUCCACGUGGGCUGUACAGAGCACAACAAGUAUUAAUGCCUGGAAUUCUGCAAGUACUGAAUGCUCCCUUCAAUCAGAGUGGAGUUCAAUCUGUUCCACUUUGAACCUGCUCUCAUCUGACCUGCUGCUGCCUUUCCUUGUGUCUGUUCUCCCAUGUCCCUGGAGUUUUAUUGCUCCUCUCUGCUGUGUGAAGCCUUAAUUGUGUUGGAACUCCACAGUCCAGGAAGGGAAGCAGCAGACCUGGGUGCCCUCUGUGGCCUUUUUGCUCUUUGCCUUUCUAUAAGCACUUUCUUUUUUUUCUCUUCUCUUCUCUUCUCUUCUCUUCUCUUCUCUUCUCUUCUCUUCUCUUCUCUCUUCUCUUCUCUU